Choloepus didactylus (southern two-toed sloth) is the source of this 2004-nucleotide messenger RNA. It is a transcript of the gene ALDH2, whose product is annotated as aldehyde dehydrogenase 2 family member. The record is from RefSeq and is a predicted model, not a curated record. Gene Ontology annotation, molecular function: aldehyde dehydrogenase (NAD+) activity. Lineage: Eukaryota; Metazoa; Chordata; Mammalia; Pilosa; Megalonychidae.
GCCCGCGCCUCUCUGCACUCAGCUCCCGCUGCAGCAUGUUGCGCGUUGCAGCCCUCGCCGCCGCCGGCCUCGGGCCCCGCCUGGGCCGCCGCCUCCUGUCCGCCGCCGCCUCCUCGGCGGUGCCGGCCCCCAACCAGCAGCCCGAGGUCUUCUACAACCAGAUCUUCAUAGACAACGAAUGGCAUGAUGCCAUCAGCAAGAAAACGUUCCCCACUGUCAACCCAUCCACUGGGGAGGUCAUCUGUCAGGUGGCUGAAGGGGACAAGGAAGACGUGGACAGGGCUGUGAAGGCUGCUCGGGCCGCGUUCCGGCUGGGUUCGCCCUGGCGCCGGAUGGACGCUUCUGAAAGGGGCCGGCUACUGUACCGUCUGGCUGAUUUGAUUGAGCGGGACCGCAGCUACCUGGCGGCCUUGGAGACCCUGGACAACGGCAAACCCUACAUCACCUCCUACCUGGUGGAUUUGGACAUGGUCCUCAAAUGUCUCCGGUAUCAUGCAGGCUGGGCUGAUAAAAACCAUGGGAAAACCAUUCCCACUGAUGGGGACUUCUUCACCUACACCCGCCAUGAACCUGUGGGGGUGUGUGGGCAGAUCAUUCCGUGGAAUUUCCCACUCCUGAUGCAAGCGUGGAAGCUGGGCCCAGCCUUGGCGACUGGAAACGUGGUGGUGAUGAAAGUGGCCGAGCAGACUCCGCUCACCGCCCUCUACGUGGCCAACUUGAUUAAGGAGGCUGGCUUCCCCCCUGGCGUGGUCAAUAUUAUUCCUGGAUUUGGCCCAACAGCCGGUGCCGCCAUUGCUUCCCACGCAGAUGUGGACAAAGUGGGGUUCACGGGCUCCACCGAGGUUGGCCGCCUCAUCCAGGUGGCAGCGGGGAACAGCAACCUCAAAAGGGUGACCCUGGAGCUGGGGGGAAAGAGUCCCAACAUCAUCAUGUCAGACGCUGACAUGGACUGGGCAGUGGAGCAGGCCCACUUCGCCCUGUUCUUCAACCAGGGCCAGUGCUGCGCCGCGGGCUCCCGGACCUAUGUGCAGCAGGACAUCUACUCCGAGUUUGUGGAGCGGAGCGUCGCCCGGGCCAAGUCCCGGGUCGUGGGGAACCCCUUUGACAGCCGGACCGAGCAGGGGCCGCAGGUGGAUGAAACUCAGUUUAACAAGAUCCUUGGCUACAUCAAAUCUGGGAAGCAGGAGGGGGCGAGUCUGCUGUGUGGUGGGGGGGCCGCUGCUGACCGGGGCUACUUCAUCCAGCCCACUGUGUUUGGGGACGUGCAAGACGGCAUGACCAUUGCAAAGGAGGAGAUCUUUGGGCCAGUGAUGCAGAUCCUGAAGUUCAGGACCAUAGAGGAAGUCAUCGAGAGAGCCAACAAUUCCAAGUACGGACUGGCUGCAGCUGUCUUCACAAAGGACUUGGACAAGGCCAAUUACGUGUCCCAGGCCCUCCAGGCUGGCACUGUGUGGGUCAACUGCUAUAAUGUGUUUGGGGCCCAGUCACCGUUCGGCGGCUACAAGAUGUCGGGGACCGGGCGGGAGCUUGGCGACUACGGCCUGCGGGAAUACACCGAGGUGAAAACGGUCACAAUCAAAGUUCCUCAGAAGAACUCAUAAAGAACCACACCGACUUCCUGAGUCACCCAGUGAUAGAAAGUUUAGAUGAUCAGCAGCAAAACCAAGAAAACUGUCCUUUGCACAUUGAAAGUCUCCAAAGAGAAAUUCUUCCCACAAAAUCUCUUGGGUCAAGAAAGUCCCAGAAUUUGAUUUGCUAAACAGCGUAGGGAGGUGGGGUGAAGAAUAUACAAGAAGUCUUUUAAACCGCAACAAUACUCUUAGCUUUCAGGGUGAUUUUUAAAGACAGAUUCAAAUGUCUCUUCCUGUCAAUCUGACACUUCCAUAACUUGCCUUUACAGAGAAAAAAGCCAUUGUUUAAAAUUGUAUUAAUAUUGGAGACAACAGCUAGCACCUUGCUUUGUAUUGUUGGCUGAACAAUCAUUAAAAACAGUGCUGCUCUUAA